Messenger RNA from Bacillus rossius redtenbacheri, 5845 nucleotides. RefSeq names its product dynein regulatory complex subunit 2. Gene Ontology annotation, cellular component: axonemal dynein complex; axoneme. The transcript has 8 exons. NCBI's taxonomy places the organism in Eukaryota, Metazoa, Arthropoda, Insecta, Phasmatodea, Bacillidae. Bases 2849 to 4414 code for a protein of 521 amino acids. Gene Ontology annotation, biological process: regulation of cilium movement; axonemal dynein complex assembly; cilium-dependent cell motility. The record is from RefSeq and is a predicted model, not a curated record.
AUAAAAUAAAUUUAAAUCCUAGACUGUUUUAUGAUUCAGUAGACGCAUUGAAUAUAUACAUUAUUAUAUUGUAAGAAAGGAGAUACAAAAACCGCAAAAACAUACUUUUUGAUUCAGCUGGAAUCUGUCGAUGUCGUCUAAGAUUCAGAAUGUUUAUUAGUUUAUGCGAUUAAAUGACAUCCAUUACCAUUUAAGACGUGAUUAUUUACUUAUUAAAUUAUGUAUAGUAUAUACAUUGUUGAUGUAACCAUGGUGAACCUGCUGCUAGAAACUAUAAAAUGUAGGGUUGGACAGCUUCAUUGCUAUGGCAACCAGCAAAAAUUGAAAACUUUCGCCGUCUGUAGACGUUAUGUUAAAGGUGAUUUCAUAAUCAAAUAAUUUUCUCGUGUAGGCUAUCAGGAAAUUCUGGUAUUUUAGACAGGAGUACAGGACUUGAAUGAAAUCUGGAAAAAGCCAGAAUGAGAUGGUAUGGCCACGUCCAGAGAAUGGUAAAAGAGAGGCUGCCUAAGAAAAUGAUGGAGUUGAAGUACGUACACAGGAAGAAGACCUCAAGGAAGAGCAAGGACGAGGUGGGAAGAGCAGAUAGUUAAAGGACUGCAGGAGAGAGGAGAAGACUGGAGUAAAAUGGAGAAUGAGCAAUGGACAAUGGUGGAGGGACAGAGGAAAUUUGAGAGAUUUUACUUUGCUGACCCAGCCACAGGCUGAAUGCAGUGACUGUAUCGUAGUUUAAGAAGAAAACUGUAUUUUUAAUUGAUGUAAAUAGUUAUGCAUGUGUAUAUAUAUUGUGUGAUUAUUCACAUUUUCUUGGCAUUUAUCAUGAGGUGCUUGACUGCAUUUGGGAUUCGCAGAACAAAAUAUGUAAUUAAAUAAAAUUAUACAUAUUUUUCUAAGUUUAACAUUACCUAUCUUAGCUGUUGUAUCAUAAAUUAUGCCAUUCCCUUAAACAGAGGUGUAAUUAUAGCUUUUUAACAGGGGUGGCAAGGUGUACCAUAGGUCUGGAGAAUAUAGAAUGCCUCCACAUAUGUAUAAGAGGGGGGGGAAAGGGGUGUCCGGAGGCCUCCCAGGAGAAAUUAAAAAAAAAAAAAAACUAGCAUUGAAUUGUUAGUUUUUAUGCUUUUUCAAACAAUUUUUACCAUAAUUCACCGAAUAAUUGCUAAAAUUCUCUAUUUACCCUAAAAGAUUAAUUUUAAAAACUUUUAUUAAUAGUCAAACCAUUUGUAAAGUAGAUAUCAUUUACACAAAACUCAAUUGUUCGUAAACAAUUUAUAUUUUUUACUUCAAAAUGGGGUGGCUAUGGCUAAAUACUGGUUUGGACAAUUCUAAGGUGGCAACUGCCACUCCUUGCCAACCUUGAGUUAUGCCUAUCAAUUAAUGUAACUGGCAUACAAAACUGGUGGUUUCCGCCGCCUGAGAGAGUGGUACUAGCAGUGGGCGACAGUGCUCCGCCAGCAGAAGCAGAGAGGCGCUGGGAUUGGCCCGCACUGUGCAUCGUGCUUGUACUGCACACACACUGCACAGGGUCGCACUCUCCGGUAGGAUGUGUGCUGCCUGGCACACCUCCUGUGGUGUCGAUAAUGCACCAUUUCGGCACCAUUAUUUCUAACAAUAAUAAAAAUUAGAUUAUUUCCUAAAUUUAUUUUUUUUAUCCAAACUUAUAUACCCAGUUUUUAAAAACUUCUUUGGCCCCGUGUACGGCCGGACCCAUGCUUCUUCGGUGUAGUACACUCCUCCCCAUUUUUAUUUGUGACUGACGCUUCAAAGGCCUUAUUUUUACUUAUUGACUUAUUGAGUGUUUCUCUGAAGCCCAGCGUACGUUACACUGUCUCUCACAUGCACGUGUUACGAAAAAUUAUUUUCACAGUAGUUUUGCGGUGCGAUCUCUUGGGAAUUUGUUGCGUGAUUUCUUGCAGCUUUUUACAGCACAGUUGUGUGAUGGGUGAUUUUUAUGCUAUCAUCGACUGGAUAUCUGACCAUUUUUGGUGGGACAAUGGGAAGGCUAGAAUUGAUAAUAUGCCUAACCUUUAAAAUAUUAUCAUUUACCGUAGUCAGUUCAAGAGUCUGUAGCAGUUAACGUUUUCGAAGAAUCCCUUUUGUUGAUGUAUUUAUACAUUAAUACUUUUGUGUAUACAUACAUAUUUAUCUUUUCCUUUUUUUCUUACCAAUAAAUACAGUGUAGAUAGAUGUGCAUGUGUACAUAUAUGGUAUCGGAGGUAGAUAAAGGAAGAAAUGGGAAAUUUGCCUAGCACCCUUAAAUGAAUAGAGUGAAUAGAGUUUUAAAUUUAUAAAUUUUUUUAAAAUACCUACUUAAACAAUAAUAGCAUCUAAUCCUAUUCACUAAAUUUUAAAACAUUCUUUUACAUGAAUGAAAGUAAGGGAUAUGCAUUAAAUAAACAAAGCUGCUGUCUGGAUCCACCACUGAGUAGAUGUGCAUGUAAAUCGUAAAUACUGAACAUGUGUGUGCUGAACAAAGCUGCUGUCUGGAUCCACCCCGGAGUAGAUGUGCAUGUAAAUCGUAAAUACUGAACAUGUGUGUGCUGAACAAAGCUGCUGUCUGGAUCCACCCCUGAGUAGAUGUGCAUGUAAAUCGUAAAUACUGAACAUGUGUGUGCUGAACAAAGCUGCUGUCUGGAUCCACCCCUGAGUAGAUGUGCAUGUAAAUCGUAAAUACUGAACAUGUGUGUGCUGAACAAAGCUGCUGCCUGGAUCCACCCCUGAGUAGAUGUGCAUGUAAAUUGUAAAUACUGAACAUGUGUGUGCUGAACAAAGCUGCUGCCUGGAUCCACCCCUGAGCAGAUGUGCAUGUAAAUCGUGUGCUACUUACAAUGGCAAUAGAGUGGAUGGUUCACCGAUGAUGAGCGUACACGGGUGUCGUAUCCACGUCCCGAGGAGAUGCACCCCUGUUGUGCGUAGCGGGCGGCCGCGCAGGAUGGGGCCGAAGAAGGGGAAGGGGAAGGGCAGCAAGCUGGCGCGCAUGACGGACGAGGAGCGCGCUCGCUACCUCCAGCACCGUGCGGCCAUCGAGGAGGAAGCGCGGCGACGCAAGCAGCAGCUCAUCGCCACCUUCAUGAAGAACCAGCUCAAGAAGGAGGAAGGGUUCGCCAGACUGAACCUAGCCAAGAUCAACCAGCAGUGGUGGCGGAUCCUGCGAGGCAUCAAGACGCACCAGCUGCAACAGGAGCUGAAGCACAUCUGGCAGUCGUUCGACCACCUGGUGGAGCGCAAGCAGCAGAUGGUGGACUCGCUGUUGGCAGACCUGCAGGAGGCAGAGGAGCAGUACAGCAAGGGUUGGCGCUACCACGCCGAGAUGAUCGACCGUCUGCUGGUGCUGCAGGGCCAGCGGCUGUGGCAGCUGCAUGAGGACUACGCGGCGGGGAAGCGGGCCCUAGUGGAGGGGGCGGGGCGGCUCGCGCGGAACGUGAGCGCGGAUGCCGCCGCCUCGGAGGAGCGGCUGAAGGCAGUGGCACACCUGCUGACGAGCCGUGCGGAGGAGGAGGAACGCACCUACCGCCUCGACCACCAAGCCAGACUGCACGACGUCACCGACACCGCAGCGACGGUGCUGGAGCAGCUGCAGGCGGCGGGGCAGGCGCGCGCGGAGGCGCUCUGGGGGCAGCUCCAGCAGGUGCUGGCCGGCUACGCAGCGGCCACGGAGCCGCUGCAGCUCCCCCACGCCCGGCUGCGCGAGCGCGACGCCCAGGCCGCGCGGACGGUGGCGCAGCAGAGGGAGCGCGCGGGGGAGCUGCAGCGGCGGGUGGCGAGCCUGCGCGCGCGCCUGGCCGGGCGCGGGGACCGGCGGGUGGCGGGCCUGGCCGGCGAGCGCGACCGCCUGGAGCGGCUGCUCCGGAGCCUGCGCGCGCGGCUGGAGGCGGCGCAGGGUCAGGACCAGCAGCAGCUCGCCUUCCUGACCGUCGCCAGCAACCGGGUCAUCAAGAAGCUGGAGGCGCUGGUGUCCAAGGCAGAGCAGAUCCUGAGCGUGGCAGCACUGUGCCGCAAGAGGGAGACGGAGCAGGAGAAGGUGACUCCCUUCGGCCCCCUCCCCUUCCUGCCGGAGGACGAGGACAUUGCGGGCGUCACGACUCUGCAGGCAGGCGGGCUCGGCGGGCUGUGGGAGCGCUACAACCGGGCGAGCCUGCAGCAGCGAGCGCUGGCGCUGCACCACCGCGCCCUCUGCCUGGAGAACGGGCAGCUGCGGCGCGAGCUGCGGCGCUGCCUGGGGGCCACCGGCGACCGGCCGUGCCUGGCCCCCACCACGCGCCCCUGCACCGCCGCGGUCGCUGCCCCGCGCAGGCCGCGCCUCGUGGCCGUGCUGCCCGGCGCCGCGCCUCCUCCUGCAGCAGCCAGGCUUCCUCAGUAUCCUCGUACACGAGGCCACAUCAACGAAGUUCAAACAAGAGCAUUAAGUGUGAAAAUGUAAAAUAUGAAAUUUAACCCACUGGAAAACAUGAAAUCAUAACACUAUUCUUACAGCAGACAAUUACAACUAUAAUUUUCUACAAUUUUUAAAAAUACAAUUAGUAAAUUACAUGAUAAUAAUAUUACAUAGUUUUUUCUUGGAUAUUCUUUAAAAAAAAAAAAUUUGUGCGUGGAGUCUAUGCAUGACAAAAGUGAAACUUCUUGCGUAUUAGGUAGAGAUAAAUUAUUAACAUAAACAUGAAUGAUACUUAAGUUAAUUGCAAAAACCAGUAACACUUUUCCACAUGAAUAAAUAAACUGUAGAUACUUUAAAUAAAAUAAAUAUACUGUAGUAACGUCAAUCGUUAGCCGUUACUUACGGAAACUGAGUAGACGAACAGAAGCAGCGUUACGAGAAUUCCGUAGCAUCACUGCUGCGAGAUUACUACCUCUCACCUGCCAUCUCCUCUUCUGGCCUUUACUACUAGCAUACAGCAUGCUACACUACAUAACUACCCCCUCCCCCUUUGCAGUCUUCCCAUUCGACCACUAGUGCAUGCAUUAGAGUGGCGUCACCGCUGAUGCAUCCACCUCUUAUACUUGUUCCCCCCACCACGUACCCAAAUAUUCCCCUCAUGUGAUCUGAAUUUCAGUAAUGCUCGAAGAUUGUAGUCCCCUCAGCAAAGAAGUCACACUAAAAAAAGAAAAAGAAUAACUGUUAAAAUUAGGCUAAAAUAAAAUUCAUGCCUUUAAGAACUUAUACAAAUUUUUUUUUUAAACUUAUACAAAUUUUUUUUUUAGCAGUUUUAUAGAUGGCGCACCUUGUUACAAUUGCUAUUCUAAUGCAGCGUGCUCACGUAACAAGGGUAGGGGUUGUACCCUAACACACCGGCAGAAAUCUUAUUUGUGAGCACUGAGUCUAUAUCCAAGUAGGUAGUUCAGAGCACACUAAAAUCUUGAAAGCCCUGUCAUCUUGAGCAUCUAUGCAUAACCAUGCAAGCAGUGUGACAUUUCUGGUUAACAUGUAAGUUGUAAUGUUUUUGUAGAAACAGUAUUUUUUUUUUUUGUAAUUUUGUUAUUAGAAAGUAGUUUGUGUAUUAUUGUUUGUGAAUAAUAUUUAAUACGUGUAUUGUGUCAGUCUGUUUUGUACAUUUGGUCUCUCUGGCAGGUAUUCAAUCAUCUCGAUAAAAAUAAUUAAAUUCAUUAUUUCUCGUGUGCUGAGUGAGAGUUAAGUGUUGAUUAUAUUAUUUAAGUGCUUGUAUUCUUUUAAAGAUUUGAGAAUUAUCAGGUGCUCAAAAUUGCAAAUAAAUAAUAAAAUAAAUGACAUGGUCAUAUUUUUUGUGUGUAACCCUAAAAUUUAGCAAUAAAUUUGACAUUGUGAUAGAAUCACCCCUCCAAAUUCUUAUCUUAAAUAUACACUAGUUUAAAAGUUUUAUGCUGUUAUAUGUGUGAA